Hippocampus comes (tiger tail seahorse) is the source of this 6564-nucleotide messenger RNA. RefSeq names its product latent transforming growth factor beta binding protein 4 (gene ltbp4). Lineage: Eukaryota; Metazoa; Chordata; Actinopteri; Syngnathiformes; Syngnathidae. The record is from RefSeq and is a predicted model, not a curated record. The coding region runs from base 483 to 5636 and encodes 1717 amino acids. Gene Ontology annotation, molecular function: calcium ion binding. The transcript is spliced from 33 exons.
UCUGACCCAGUGUUUAUGUUGGACCUGAGCCCAAGCAGCUCCCUGCUUUCAAUUAGAUUCCUCUCCAACUCUAAAAGGCUCGCUCACUCGCUUGGAUCGGAGAACGGCGGGCAGACGCACCGCGCCGCAGAAGAACCGCAACCUUUGGAAGCAGACUUUAUCCUUUGCGACGCCACCCGCUUCCUUCAUGUCCUUGUCGUCGUCGGUGCUGUCGUUGUGAUGCUUUGGAAGUAGAUUUUCCAACUCCAGAACUCCCUCGCUCGCUCCUUUGGCAUUGUAGAAUAGCAGAGACGCACACGCACAAGAACCACGAGCUUUGGAAGCUGACUUUCUUUUUAGAAAGCAGAGCAUUUUUUUGUUUCUCUUCAUCUUCUUCUCAUCCUGCCGCCGCUUUGGAACCAAACUCUGCUCCGUUGCUCCUCCUCCUCGUUCGGAUGAUGCCAGUCUCGUCGGCGCCAUUCUGAGGUGUCCCGAAAGCCGUCAUGCCGCGUCUGAGGCUCGUCUACCUCCUGUCAUGCCUGGUUGUCUCCUUCUCCCGGGCGGCCGACGGGCAGUCGGCCGGGGCGCCGGGGAGUGCCCCGGGCGCGGCCCGCGGCGGGCCGGACCGGCUGCAGGUCAUGUUCACGCCCACCAUCUGCAAGGUGCGCUGCAGCCAGCGGCGUUGCGUCAAUCACUGCGAGCGCGGCAACGUGACCACCCUGUUCAGUGGCCCGGCGACGGAACGGCCGAAUGGAGACCGAUUCAGAGUUUUUGUGUGUCGUCUGCUGUGUAAGAACGGAGGGGUGUGUCUGCUGAAGGAUCGAUGCCUCUGCCCUUCAAACUUUACCGGAAAGUUCUGCCAGAUUCCCGUCACAUCGCAAGCCAUGCCCUCAUUCACCUCACCCAAUGAAAUCGUCAAGCCUCCCCGCGUGUCAGUCGCCGCGCCCAGUACGGAUCUGACCCGGUCGGAGUUUCUGCUGCCACUCAGGGGUCAGAACCAGGACCUACCGGGCGGAGCAGCUGGAGCGUCCCUGGUGAAGGUCAGGGUGCAGCACCCUCCUGAAGCCAGUGUGAAGGUUCAUCAGGUGAUGAAGGUGUCUGGAUUCAUGCCCGCCCCGCAACCGCUCUUGUCCGGCGCGCUGUCUGGGUCCGCGGGGGCUCCGGCGCCGGUGGACAGCGGUGUCCGGACCCAGACGCUCGGGGGAGAGCGCGUCUACGCCCAACACAUCGGCUUCAAGUACUGCUUCAGGGAGGUCAAAGACGGACAGUGCAGUUCUCCUCUGCCAGGCCUGAGGAGCAAAGAGAUGUGCUGCCGAGGUCUGGGAAAGGCCUGGGGCUCCAGCGACUGCACCCUCUGCCCUCCGCACAAAGCAGGUCGAAACAACAGCACCUGUCCUGUUGGCUUUCAGCCAAGCAAUGGAACCAAAUGCCUUGACGUGGACGAGUGCCUGCAGCCCGGCCUUUGUGAGAACGGCCUGUGCGUGAACACGGCGGGGAGUUACAGUUGCGUUUGCGAGCCGGGCUACAUCUUGGAUGCCUCGCACGGACUCUGCAUCUCCCAGAGUGUGAUAUCUGAGGAGAAGGGUCAGUGCCACCGGGUCCUGGGCUCAGGUCUGGGCCCGUCCUCCUGCUCGCUGCCCAUCCUCAGGAACAUCACCAAGCAGAUCUGCUGCUGCAGCCGAGUCGGCAAGGCCUGGGGGCCCGAAUGCCAGCGCUGCCCCUACUUCGGCUCGGCGGCUUUCAAGGAGAUCUGCCCUGCCGGUCCGGGCUACCACUACUCCGCCUCCGUCCUCCAGUUCAGCCAGAGAGCCGCAGAUCAACUGGGCACCCGAGGAGCUCAGCUGGUCACCAACGGCGACCAACGACACCACGGCACUGCUUUUCGUGGAGCCGGCAAGUCUCAGCAGAAGCCCUCCUCCGGCCGACCCAGUCCGCCUCCACCUCGCCUGGCGGUCAGCCCGCCACCUUCGAGACCUGCGAAGCCCGGGAGCGCCGCGUGGCACAGACCUCAGACUCCCGACGGGGCCGCAACCCAGCCGACCCGCCCAAAACCAACCGCGGCUCCUGUAAGAUGGCCACCGCGAUCCAAUGAGAGUCAAGAUACAGGCCGCGACCAAGGAACUGCAGGGAGUCAGGGCACAAGUCAGAACCAAGUCACCUACAGGAGUCAAGGCACCAGGCAGAACCAAGACAUCGGCAGGAAUCGAGGCUCAAGUCAGAACCAUAACACGAGCGGAAGCCAGGGCUCGAGUCAGAACCUAGACAGGAGCUGGGACCAACGUACUGAUGGGAGUCAAGACACUACCAAGAACCAAGUCACCGGUCACAAGCAAGGGACGAGCAGAAGCCAAAUCCCCAAUCGGAGUCAAGGCACGAGACUAGGUCAAGGGAUCAGCAUCAGCCAAAGCUCGAGCGCAAAGGAGGCCACUAAACAAAGCCCAGGCAGCGGCAGAAGCCCGGUCACCGAUCGAAACCAAGUCGCAAGUGACAACCGAGGCACCGACGGGAGCCAAGAAACCAGUGGAGGUCCAAGUUCUACCUGGAACCGAGGAACAAGUGCUAGUCAAGGUCUUCUCCCAGGAAGAGGGGAUUCUCUCCCGGAACCGGCUCCACGGAUCCCCGAGCAAGACUCCGGCCCCCGGGGAGAUCUCUUGAAGCCACAAACAACCACCCGGCCGCCCCACGUGAAGCUGCGAGGUGCGUGUGAGAGCAAACCGGACGCCUGUGGCGGCGGUCGCUGUGUGGAUCAGCCGGGUGGCAAACACUCGUGCGUGUGUCAUCAAGGGUACAAGGCCAACGCCCAGCGUACGCACUGCCAGGAUGUGAAUGAGUGCGUUGCGUCUCGGGGUGUGUGUGCUCCAGGUGAGUGCGUGAACAAUGCAGGCAGCUACCGAUGUGUUUGUCCACCUGGAUACAAGACAGACGCUCGGAAGACUAGCUGUCAAGAUGUAAAUGAGUGUGAGGAUCCCCUGCUGUGUCCUGGUCAGGAAUGCAAAAACAAUCCUGGUUCGUACCGCUGCGUGUCCUGUCAGCCGGGAUUCGGACUUCUGAAUGGACUGUGCACAGACAUUGACGAGUGUGUUCAAGCUCCAUGCACCAACGGGGGCUGUGAAAACACUCCCGGAAGCUUCCGAUGCCUCUGUCGCCAUGGUUACAAGCUCACCAACAACACUUGUGCAGACAUAGACGAGUGCGCAGAUGUGUCUCAGUGUCCAGGUCAGAUAUGUGUCAAUUCUGUGGGCUCGUAUCGUUGCGUGUCCUGCCGCCCAGGAUACACACUGACCAACAAACAGUGCACAGACGUCAACGAGUGUGAGGACUCAUCGUUGUGUCCGGGGGGGCAGUGUGUCAACACGAAGGGCUCCUACAAGUGUGUGGACUGUCGCCAAGGUUACCGGGCUACGAAUGGAGUGUGUGAAGACGUGGACGAGUGCCUAAAUGAGUCUGCUUGCGAGACGGAGCGCGUGUGCGUCAAUACCGUCGGCUCGUUCCGCUGCAACUGCCUACCGGGGUAUCGAACCUUCGGUCGAGGGAGACCGUGUCGAGACAUUGACGAGUGUCUGGAGGAGAACUGGUGCCCCCCCACGGGAGAGUGCGUCAACACCCCGGGCUCGUUCAGGUGCGUGUGUCCUCAAGGAUACGCGCUCGACGAAGGCCACGACGGCAACAACAGAACGUGCGUCGACGUGAACGAGUGCGCGAGGGCCGACGUGUGCGCCGACGGCGAGUGCGUCAACACCGAAGGAUCCUUCGCGUGCCGAUGUCGGCGGGGAUUCGUCAGUAACCCGGAGAGCAACGCCUGCCUCGACGCGGACGAGUGCGCGUCGUCCGGCGGCUCCAUCUGCGGAGAAUCCGAGCGCUGCGAGAACACCAUCGGCUCGUACCGCUGCCUGACUUCCUGCGAGCCGGGCUUCCGGGCCUCGGCCGACGGACGCUGCCACGACGUGGACGAGUGCGCCGACGGAUCGGCCUGCGGCCGGCACGCCGUCUGUCAGAACGUGGCGGGGACGUACGUGUGUGUGUGCGACCCGGGCUUCACCGCCGCGCCCGACGGGAACUCCUGCGAAGACGAGGACGAGUGCGCGUCCAUGCCCGGCGUGUGCGGUUCGGCUCGCUGUGACAACCUGGAAGGCUCGUUCAUGUGCGAGUGCGACACGCCGGGGGAACACUUCCACGCAGCCGCUCGACGAUGCGUGAGCCCGCUGCCGCCAGAGGCUUUCGACCUCCGCCCUUCCUCAUCCUCGUCCUCCUUCCACGCGGGCGCCUUUGAGUUGCCGGCGCCGCGUCCGGGCGAGCUGCGGGAGUGCUACUACGACGUGAGCUCGUCGUCGUGUAGCCUGCUGGCCGCCAACACCAGCCGGCAAGAGUGCUGCUGCACCCUGGGGGAGGGCUGGGGCCUGGGCUGCAGGUACCUCGCCUGCCCCCCCGCCAACUCAGCCGACUUCCUGUCGCUGUGUCCCAGCGGGAGAGGAUACGUGACCUCCGGGGAGGCGGACUUCAGCUACACAGAUGUGGACGAGUGCAAGCGCUUCCAUCCGCAGGUGUGCAAGAACGGCGUUUGUGUCAACAACAUUCCCGGUUACAACUGUUACUGCUCCAGCGGAUUUGUUUACAGCGUCGCGCUACUCGAGUGUGUCGAUCUGGACGAGUGCGAGCAGGAGAGUUGCGAAGGAGGCUCGUGCGUCAACACCCUGGGGUCUUAUUAUUGCAGCUGCUCACCGCCUCUCGUGCUGGACGACACGCAACGAAAGUGCGUCAACGCCUCUCACCUCACCCCCGAUGAGAACUUGUCGGUGUGCUGGCAGACGGUGAGCGCCGAGCUGAUGUGCCAGAGUCCCCUGUUGGGGGCGCAAGUCACCUUCAGCGACUGCUGCUGUCUCUACGGCCAGGGCUGGGGCAUGGAGUGUGCUCUUUGCCCGCAAACCGACUCCGAUGACUUUGGCAGCCUGUGCAGCUCCUUCCCUGCUGUCGUCUUCCCUGACCCGGAAGCGCUUGGACCAGGAAGAGGUGGAGGGCCGCCCUUCUUCCCCCCGUUCAGCAGCGACGCCUUCCCCCCGGACGCUCUCGCCGCCACCGACUACGACGACUACACUCCGGGAGGGGGCGGCGGCUUCGCUUUCCCGGGCGGGGCGCCGCCGGCUGACGCCUAUCCCGGCCCCCGGCACUUUGAUGAGGCUUAUUACCCGGGGCGACCCUACGAGGAUUCGCCGGCGUUCGGAGUCGGACGGCAGUCGCCGCCGUCGCCGGGCGAGUCGCCUCUCAACUUGGCUCCGCUUCCGCAAGGCUCUCCUUUUGAUGAGGACUUGGAAGGCGACUCGUGGGGGCCCGGACCGCCGCCCCCGCCCAGGAGGCUGUAUGAGCGCCGCUACGACGCGUACGCCGGACUGAGCGCGGCGGACGAUUGCGGGAUUGUUGACGGCUGCCGAAACGGCACGUGCAUCCGCCUGGACGAGGGCUACACCUGCGACUGUUACCACGGUUACCGACUGGACGCCACCACCAUGACGUGCAUCGACGUCAACGAAUGCCUGGGCGGCGUGGACGUGGACUUCCCCUGCAUCAACUCGCGCUGCGUCAACACGGACGGCUCCUUCCGCUGCGUAUGUCGGCGCGGCUACGUCAUGUCGCGCAGGCUCAACCAUUGCGUGCCCGCCUAGACCGGACAGCACCGGAACGGAACGGACGGACGGACGGAAGGAAGCAGCCCAAAGCGGUGUAGAGACGCUCAGACUUUAGCUGGACUCCAAGCGGCUUCAGGAAGUCCGAGCGGCGGUCCGACUUCAGCCGGAGCUUAGCCUUAGCGUUUCUGUUCGCCCGGUUAAUAUGCUUCUGGAAGCACAAUUUGCUUUCUUUGUCGUUUUUAGUUUUUCAACCGAGACACUAAAAGUAAACCUUUGUCACAUAAAAAGAAUGAUUUGGCGUCACUAUUUUGGAUGUUGUCAUUGGGUGAAUCCGCUCCAACUUGAAAAGUUAGCGGCCAUGGCCAGAUGCUAACGGCAAAACGCCGCUCCAAAACAGUUUGGACAUUUUCACGAUGCAGGACAAAAGUUCCACGUCUCAUUGACUCAAUUCUCACUUUGUCUGAAGACGUGAGGAAAGUGGGGGCAAAAAAACAUCCGGCAGUGAGCAGCGAUUUGUUUUGAGCGUUCUGCAUUUAUCGACUCAAUCGUCUGUUAGUUGAUUUUUGUAGUUGACUUGUUAUACCUUUUAAUAUUUGCAUUCUACCCAUUCCAAAUAGGAAUGAGCGUGUCAGCGUGCCGAUGAGAUUUUGUGUGCGUGUUGCCGCCAAAAGGUCACAGCUCCUGUACCAGACCUUUAAAUAUUUCAUCCAAUUACAACUUUGACUCGUAGCGUGUCACUUGCUGCGUUUUAUGAGGCUGAACUCAAUUCACUCUCCUAAGUGGCAUGCCACUUGACACCGUUGAUUUGUUUUCCACCUCGUGUCAACAAGCGUGUCUGAUGUGGAGCGUGUGUGAGGGUGUGAUUGUGAAACGAAUCGCCUUUCGACAUGAAAUGUGCCUUGGUCAAACCUCAACUUGACCACAUUCCAAUGUGAAAGUUGCCACAUUAAAAUGAGAUCCUGAA